Molecule: messenger RNA, 1403 nt
Organism: Suillus paluster
Lineage: Eukaryota; Fungi; Basidiomycota; Agaricomycetes; Boletales; Suillaceae
Product: putative tartrate-resistant acid phosphatase type 5 precursor
Exons: 8
Coding region: 159-1340 (393 amino acids)
Molecular function (GO): acid phosphatase activity; ferric iron binding; ferrous iron binding
Source: RefSeq, a predicted model, not a curated record
AUAUCUGUGGCUGGCAGAUGCCAAUCAUCCACGCGGUUUGGCACAUCUCCACUGUGCACUGCUUGGUAACGGAUGUACACGGUUAUCGAUGAGUGAACCGGCUGCGCUAAAAACGGUCCCGUCCUAUAACCGACUUUCGGUAAACUUCCAUUUUUGCCAUGACCAGCUGGAGUCGUUUGUCUUUCUUAGCGCUUCUUGCCCUGCAGGAAACGGUCCUUGCAGAAUAUGUGAGAACCAAGAAGUCUACGAUCGCUCCUGUUGGCGCAGAAGUCCUGACGGUGGGCGUAAUUGGGGAUUAUGGUUGGACAGGAUGGACGCCGAGUCCUCCACAUUUCUGCCUUGAAGUGCUUCCGGAGUUGCAGGCUGCUGGACUCGUUAUUCCGAAUGAGGUCCUAAACGAUUGUGAUCCCGGAGACAUAUUGUACAUAAACAAUGCUACCGCUUUGCAGGUCGACACGUCUUCAUAUAUCGGACAAGUAUGCGCGAUGAAGAACUGCACUGCAUUUGUCUCUGUUGGCGACAACUUUUAUGAUAGUGGUGUUGAUUUCACUACUGGGGGUAUACAACGUUUCCAGGAAGCAUGGGUCGGCAUGUACAGCCAAGGAGUUUUUGAGACUGCUCCUUGGUAUCAAUGUCUCGGAAAUCACGACAUUGUAAAAGGACAGAGCGGCGUUGACUUCCAGACGAAAGUUGCUCCCAUUUACGACCCUCGCUGGAAUUUUGGAACUCAAGGGCUUCCAUAUUGGACUUACGACCUGACAGGCAAAGACUGGACCGCUACUUUUGUCGUCGUGGAUUCGGAUUGUUUCCUGAGCUCGUAUCAGAAGAACACCUCUGUAUAUGUGAACCCGUACACAGAAGCCUGCUAUGCAGACCAACAAACGCAAAUCAACUUCCUAGCCAACACCUUUGCUCAGUCCACGGCUACAUGGAAGUUCCUCCAGCUCCACCACGGUUACAUGUCUUCAGCCACCAACGAAACCGAACUCGCGCCUCUCGUUGAGAUUGCUGUCCAGCACCACGGAAUCGUCUUGAACGGUCAUGACCACUGCCUCGGGCAUUAUUACUUUAACGACACCAACUUCAUUCUCUCUGGCGCCGCGGGCUACCCUCAAGCUGGUGAUUGCAACUACGGUAUUCCACUCGGACCGUAUGCAAAAUUCUUGGGAGCGAAUCCAUUAUCUGCGGCGAAUGGUUUCGUGACAAUGGAUAUCAGCAAGCAAUCCAUAAACAUUGAAUAUUACCUGCGGGACAUGCAAUUCGAAGACGGGGAUUUGUACCCUGUUCCGUAUGAUCUCAACCCUUCUUAUUCUUUCCAGAUUACAGAGCACUCGACUUGAUCGUCUCUGAAGAUCUGAGGGCCCUUUUAAAUAAAAGUCAGACCAUCCAUAUUUUGUAUUCGU